Molecule: messenger RNA, 1335 nt
Organism: Penicillium psychrosexuale
Lineage: Eukaryota; Fungi; Ascomycota; Eurotiomycetes; Eurotiales; Aspergillaceae
Exons: 2
Coding region: 1-1335 (444 amino acids)
Source: RefSeq, a predicted model, not a curated record
AUGGCAACCCCGAUGGCAUCUCCGAUCCGACUAUCCCCACAUGUUCAGUGUAUCCAGCAAAGCUCACCCUACACCAACAUAUAUGAUAAUGCGCCUGUUAGUCCGAUUCGCGCCCGAGAAAACACCCAACACUUACGGGAUAUGCUCCCCCAUUCCCACCCAGAACAGAAACGCUGGGAAAAUCCCGGCGGCUGGGGUGCACGUCACUUGAAUGACAUGGCGCCGUUCACGCUUUGGGACGAGCAAAACCACAAGUUCCGCCACCCCUCACGUCAGGACUGGACCUGGAUCCGUAGUAAGUUCGGGGAGGGAACAGUGCACAUCUCCGCGUGGCUUAUUUGUAUGGAGACGGCCUCUCCACCCCAGCCCAUACCACUGACCCUUGGAACGAUGCCUGUCAUAUUCGUGCGUCCCAUUGCUGUGCUUACUGCCAUCGCGCCACUUGCUCGUGUGAGAGCUGCUAUGUUUCUCCCGGCUUGGACUAUCUUCGAACUUGAGUUUGGAGAUGGCCGGAACUACGAAAAGCGAUCCCUUCCCGGGGUCGUGGCAGGCCGAACAGCACUUUACCACCAUGGAGAUGAACCGUUUUCUAGCACCAUGAGAAGCCUUACCCGCCCUCCCUUUAUUGACCCAUCCCUGGUAUCGGCUGCUGGUGCUGCACCACAAGAUGACUCAAACUACCUUCGGCAGUUGGUUCUUACACCAGGAUGUAGAAUCGAGAGUGGUUUUGGGCUAUCAGGUACCUCAACCGAAUCCACAAAUGCUGCAACCACGUGUGGUAUCAAAAUUCGCAAUCUCGCGGGCGAAGAAAUGCUGACAGUCGCCAAUCAUGGUUUUCUCUCAUCAGAGGAAGUAUACCACCCAUUUGUGAAUGGAGGAGAUCUUAUCGGCGAGGUAGUCGAUACCCGACCUGAGCUUGACAUCGCUCUUGUCAAAUUAAAACCCGCUGCCUCAUCUAGCUUCACUAAUUCCUGCUGCUUUCAAGCCGAACCACCUACUCGCCUCCUAGAAAUGUCCCAAAUCUCCCAAGGCUCAUGGAGUGAAGUGGACGGCAUGAGUUCAGGGCUCUUUAGCAUGAUGAAUAUCGGCACCCAAGCCAUGCAACCGAAACGUCCAGCUGGUCAUCCCGAAAUCGAAUUUGAAGAAUGGGAUACCAGGUCGGUGCAUUUCCUUUUUGGGAAUGUUAAUAGGGCUAUCUCUGAUGGUGUAUGCGGCGCCCCAAUCGUAGACGUUGAAUCAGGUGGGGUAUCCGGCUUUUUCCAGCUGAGUGAUGGGGUCUUUGCUUUUAGUGCUGUCCUUGAUGAUCUGGUGGCUGAGGGAUGGGGAUUGGUGUGA